Messenger RNA from Ilex paraguariensis (yerba mate), 608 nucleotides. The record is from the annotation of a GenBank genome assembly. NCBI's taxonomy places the organism in Eukaryota, Viridiplantae, Streptophyta, Magnoliopsida, Aquifoliales, Aquifoliaceae.
AUGAAAAAUAUAUCUGCUUCUUGUUCCAAAACGGCUUCUUUUUCUUCAACCCAAUUCAUUCCACAACUCUUCUUUGUAAUCUCUCUCUUCCAUGUUUCCUUUGCAACAAGAAAACUCACUGAGUUGUUCCAAGAACCGCAAACCCAGCACUUGGAUUACCACAAAGGCCAUCUUCUUUUCGGGAAAACUUUCAUCAACCUUAUCUGGUACGGCAAAUUCAAGCCAUCCCACAGAGCAAUCAUCUCUGAUUUCAUCACCUCACUCUCAUCUUCAUCAUCUCAAAGCCAACUCUCCGUCGCCACGUGGUGGAAGACCACUGAGACAUACUACCACCUCGCCAAUGCCAAGAGACCUUUAUCUCUGUAUCUGGGUGAACAAAUACUCGAGGAAAGCUACUCGCUCGGAAAGUCACUCACACAGAAACAAUUGGGUAAGAAUUACAGGUUUGCAUACAUCUGGGUUGGCAAGUCGGAGACUCAGUGCCCUGGUUACUGUGCCUGGUUGUUUCAUCAACCCAUUUAUGGACCACAGACUCCACCCCUGGGUGCACCCAAUAAUGAUUUGGAUGCUGCACAUUUGGACUUCCCUUUUCGUUUGCCAUUACUUGG